UGGACUAGAUAAUGGCAUAGUCCAUGACAGGACCUAGCAUCCGAAUUGUUGAAAAUGUCUGGCAGUGGUAUUUUGGGUGCUGCUUUCGGUGAGCCGAGUGUACUGACCAGCAUUCUAUAUUACUGGUACUACUAAUAACUCCAAGUUGGGAGAGAAACGUCAGUCUCAGCCACAGCUCGCUCAUUGGUCCCCCUGGAUGAAUUAGCUUUGAACAAACACGUUAUGUGGCUUUGAAGUUUUUACUCGGUAAUUAUCGGAAAAUCUUACCUAUCAAUGAGGAAGUCACAUGACCAUGAUUGUCGUUAACAUAAAUUAUUCACAAUCGUAGAAUUACGAGAUAACGUUAGAUAAACUGAGAAAUAUGGAAGUUGGUUUGCGGGUGGUACGUGGUCACAGUUGGACUUGGGGAGAUCAGGACGGUGGAGAGGGUCAUGCAGGGACAGUAAUUGAAGUUGGAAAACCACCUAGCUCUGGGAAUGCCACAAAUGCGGUGCCAAACAGUUCUGAGAAGACACCGGACAAGACUGCUAUUGUUCAGUGGGAUCGUGGUUCAAGAAGUAAUUACCGAAUAGGAUUCCAAGGAGCCUACGAUCUACUUAUUUUUGACAACGCUGCUGCCGGUGUUAAACACUCAAACAUUAUUUGUGACGGGUGUAAAAAACAUGGAAUUGCAGGAAUUAGAUGGAAAUGUGAGCAGUGCUUUGACUAUGAUCUAUGCACACAGUGUUACAUGGCAGAUGUUCAUGAUCUGAGUCAUACCUUCCAGAGAUUCCAGACUUCUAAUGCUGAAGGAGUCCAGUUAACCCCAAGAGAAGGCUGUACAAAAAUACCAUUAAAAGGAAUAUUUAUUGGAGCAAAAGUUGUCAGAGGCCCAGAUUGGGAGUGGGGUAAUCAGGAUGGUGGUCAUGAUAAGACCGGACGUGUAAUGGAUAUCCGUGGUUGGGACAAUGAAAGUAGUCGUUCGGUAGCAACGGUCACAUGGUCUACUGGUAACACAAAUGUUUACAGACUUGGCUACAAAGGAUGUGUCGACCUUCGUUAUGUUGAAGAGGCAAGUUGCGGCACCUAUUAUAAAGAACAUUUACCAGUUCUUGGACACGUAGUAAGAAUGAUGCCAGUCACAGAGCAGUCAUCGACACCCACCGGUGUCGGAGCUGCUCCAAGCCCUCGACAUUUAUCUUUCAAUGUUGGCGACAAAGUGAGGGUUUUAAUGGAAGUUGAUACAUUAAAACAAAUGCAAAUCGGUCACGGUGGUUGGAAUCCACGUAUGGCUGAGUACGUUGGAAAGAUCGGUACCGUCCAUCGAGUCACAGAAAAAGGGGAUAUCCGGGUACAGUACGAGUCUUGCAACAAUAGGUGGACUUUCCACCCCGGAUCGUUGACCAAAGUAACUACCAAAGAUGCAUUUGCUCUUGGAGAUAUAGUCAGAGUGAAGACCGAUGCUACAGCGGUUAAGCACUAUCAACGUGGGCACGGUGAAUGGAUAGAUGUUAUGAAAACGGUACUGGGAAAGACAGGGAAAGUCAUUAAAAUUUAUUCCGAUGGAGACAUACGGGUAGAAUUCGACGGUCAUACAUGGACCUUCAACCCAGCAAACGUUACGCUGGUUCCAAACCCGUCCAAACUUCCAAACGAUGGCAAUCGAUGCAAGGACCGAACGAAUGCAUCAACUCCGAUAUGGCGUGCCGACGGUGUCGUCGCGUCUGGAGAUAAUUGUACCGAUAACGAAGUAGAAAAAUUAUUACGCGACGCUGCGAGGGGGGAAGCUGGAGUCGCUGCUGUCAAAGAGUUUUUACGGAGAAAUCCCGGAAAAGUAGAUGCGAGGGCCAGCAGGGCAGGAGGUGGUGACAAAACUUGCUUACAGAUCGCCGCACAUCAAGGUCAGCGAGAAAUUUGUUCAUUGCUGUUGGAUGCUGGCGCUUCUCUCCAGGCUGUCGAUGAAGAUGGAGAUUCGCCGCUGCAUUACGCUGCCUUUGGAAAUCAACCAGAGAUAAUGGAAUUAUUGCUGGCACGCGGUGCCGUUGUCGAUGCAGUAAAUAAUAGCAGAUGCAGUGCGCUGCACGUAGCUGUGAAUAAACAGCAUGCUGCCUGCGUCAGAAUUCUUCUACACCACGGAUGCGAUGUGAACCUACAAGACGAAUAUGGAGAUACCGCUUUGCACGACGCCAUUGGCAAGGACGAUCUUGACAUUGUAGAAGCUCUCUGCGGGUGCGAUAGUCUUGAUGUUACGCUCCGAAAUAGACGAGGAUUCAAUAUUCUACAUCAUGCAGCUCUGAAAGGCAAUACGUUCGCAACUGAAAAGCUAGUGGCGAAGGCCAGACAGCUCGUAGAUAUCAAGAAAGAAGAUGGAUUCGCUGCCCUGCACUUGGCAGCUUUGAAUGGUCAUCGCGAUGUCGUCGCGACACUUCUUUCGCCUACCGGAGGUGGGGCUCGUGUAGAUUUGCGCAAUAAUCGUCAUCAGACUCCACUGCAUCUCGCCACAUCGCAGGGCCAUUUGGAACUCGUAGAAUUACUAGUUCGACACGGUGCAGCUAUUAAUGCACAAGACGAGGAUGGGGACACUGCCCUUCACAUAGCAAUUACGAAAUGCCGACCUCAUCCUGCCACUGUGACCCCGUCCGAUGGGAAUAGUGAAUUUUCUUUGGUCCAUGCGAUCCGGCAGAACUUGAUCCGACAGGGGGUGAGACCAGAGAUGGCCUUGACAUGUUUCCUCGUCAGUGUAGAUAAUACCGGACUUCUACUCGAGCAAGUGCGAAACGUCAAGGGAAAAUCGGCAUUAGAUUUAUUACAGACUGAUCCGGAAUGCAGUGCAGUAACCGAUCUGUUACGAUCUUACCAAAUAGCGAGAACGAGCAACAGUGAAAUAACAAGCAGUGGUCUUCCAACUAGUCCGACCCGCCGGGUUGUCGAAACAUUACCAAGCCAAAUUGAGACUGAGACUGUAUCGGAAACGUCGGAAGAUAGAUUAAGGAAAGAUGAACAAAAACAAGACUCCGAAUCGUGUGAAAUGUGUGCGGGAAUGGCAAGCAAUCGGAAAGUGGACGGUAUCGUCUUACGUGGUAAUAACGUAGUACUGGUCGGAUGUUUACGGUGCGGUCGCAACAUUGUUAAAAAUCGAGUCAACGAGGAUGGCUCGUCGUUAGAGGCGGAAAAUGUAGGGGACGAGGGUAUAAUCGCUGACGGGGUGAGAAAAGAGGAAGACAAGGACAAGGACUUGGAAAGACUGCGUUACCUCGAGUCCCGCGUUGCCGAUUUAGAAGAGGCAAACACGUGCAGUAUCUGCAUGGAACGGCGACGGAACGUAGCCUUUCUCUGCGGACACGGCGCUUGCGAGCACUGUGCAGCACCGCUUAAAACCUGCCACAUGUGUCGUAAAACUAUUACCAAAAAAAUCAACUUGUAUUAGAGCGAUACCAGCCGAUUUCGCUUGAUCAUGCGUUCACUCACCUCAUGUAGAAUAAUCGAAAAAAAUAUUAUAAUUAUCUCGUACGACUCUUAUACCUAUUUGAUAUUAUUCACCUAAAUAUUUAUUUUACCUAACAAUCAUCAUUAUCACGAUCAUUGAUAUUAACGUACCGCGAUUACAUUGCACGUGUCAAAUGGCGUUUACGCUGCAUCGAGUAUUGUCACAAUUUUCUGUCUUGCGAUUUACCUAUUUUAUCAAGUAUUCGUUCGAAAAACUCCAAAUAUUUCAUAUGUAUAUAAUUUAAAACAAAAAAAAAAAAAAUGUUUUUUUUAUCGCGAGGUGCUAUGUCGACAGGUAUGAGCGAAAGAAACCUUGAUUGCCAAAAUGUAUUAAUUAUAGUUUUCUUUUAAAUUGUGUCAUUAUUCAAAUCUUCAUGUUGUUCAGUAUAUCAGACACAAUGUCAGGACGUGGUCAAGUAAGUCUUUUACGUGGUAGAAUUAAUUAUAAAUUCUUACAGAAUAAUGAGAGCGACGACCCAUGAUAACUUAUUUAUCUGUAACGCUUUUAGAAAAUUUAUACGCCUACGUGUAGCGCGUUUUGUAAUCAUUAUUCGAAUUACAAGAUUUGGAACUUUUAAAUAAUGCUCCAUAUCUCGUUGAACCUCGUAUAUUUAAUUGCAUUAUAUUACAUGCACACUGUUUCAAAUACCAUUAAACUAUCAUUGUUACGUUACGGUUAUUUUGUCCAAUUCUUUUCAAUCGAUUAACAAUUCUGAAUGCGAAACAGGGUAAAUGGAGGUAUAUGGUUUUUCAAUAACUUUGCUUCCGUCGAUAGUCAAUAUCAAAACGAAAUGUCUCGUGAUUCUAACGAUACUUAUACAUUGAUCGUAUCGCAUGAGCGUGACUUCUGUAAAUAUUUGCGUCUACAUGCCAUUACGUAGUUUAAGUAGUACGGUAUAAAAAGUUAACGCAAGACAAUCUGAAAAUGAAUUAUUAAAUAUCUAUGGUAAAAUAAUAAAUGACAACUUUUUUAAUCGUA
Messenger RNA from Athalia rosae (coleseed sawfly), 4444 nucleotides. It is a transcript of the gene mib2, whose product is annotated as E3 ubiquitin-protein ligase MIB2. Gene Ontology annotation, cellular component: cytoplasm. NCBI's taxonomy places the organism in Eukaryota, Metazoa, Arthropoda, Insecta, Hymenoptera, Athaliidae. Gene Ontology annotation, biological process: protein ubiquitination. The record is from RefSeq and is a predicted model, not a curated record. The transcript has 12 exons. The coding region runs from base 362 to 3406 and encodes 1014 amino acids. Gene Ontology annotation, molecular function: zinc ion binding; protein binding; ubiquitin-protein transferase activity.